This is a messenger RNA of Anolis sagrei ordinatus, 1859 nucleotides long. Lineage: Eukaryota; Metazoa; Chordata; Lepidosauria; Squamata; Anolidae. The record is from RefSeq and is a predicted model, not a curated record.
CGAAGAGGAGGAGGAGGAGGAGGAGGAGGAGGGCUUUAAGCCGGGGAUGAGGAGGCGCAGCGCCGCCAGGAGAGGCGGGAGAUGGAGCCGGCGGCGGCGGCCGAGGAGGAGGACGACUCCGCGGUGGGGUUGAAGUCGGCGGGCGACCCCGGGAUGGAGCUGAGCCAGGAGGCGGUGCUGGGCUUCUUGGCGGAGCGGGGCGGGCGGGCGCGCAACGCGGAGCUGCUGGAGCACUUCCGCGGCUGCCUCAACUCCCCGGAGCCCGCGCGCCGCGCCCAGGCCCGCCAGCGCUUUAAGGAGAUGGUCAACGCCGUGGCCGUGGUCAAGCAGGAGCCGCGCGACGGCGGCGCCAAGUACGUGCAGCUGAGGAAGAAGCACUGGAGGAGGAGCGGCGGGAGCGGCGCCAGCAGCAGCACCAGCAGCAGCAUCGCCCAGGGCGCCUCCGAGCCCGCCGGAGGAGGAGGCGAGAGAAGCAACAGGAGGAGCGCGGAGGAGGAGGAGGAGGAAGAAGAUGCUCCUGCGGGUGGAAGAGCAGGCCUGGAGCCCGAGGGGGGGAAGCCUGAGGAGGAGGAGCCGGGAGCCCCUUCUCGGCUCUCCUCCUCCUCCUCGUCGUCGUCUUCCUCGGGCCUGGCGCUCAAGAAGAGCCGCCGCCUGGGCAGCUCUCCUCAGAUGAAGCGCGGCGGGAGCGGGGUGUUUCCCCGCGCGGGCGAGUGGGAGGAGGAGGAGGAGAGCGGCUUGAGCGUGUCGGGCCCCUCGUCGGUGGCGCUGGACCCGGUGGAGCACGCGUGGAUGCUGCUGUGCGCCUCGUGGGAGGGCCGCUGGGAGAGCCUGGAGGCGGUGCUGAGCGGCGAGCCGGCGCUGCUGGGCCGGCGGGACUUCGUGACGGGCUUCAGCUGCCUCCACUGGGCCGCCAAGCACGGGCGGGCGGAGCUGCUGGCGCGGCUGGUGGGCUUCGCGCGGCGGCGCGGGCUGGCCGUGGACGUGAACGCGCGCACGGCCGGCGGCUACACGGCGCUCCACCUGGCCGCCAUGCACGGCCGCCUCGAGGUGGUCAAGCUCCUGGUGGGCGCCUACGACGCCGACGUCGAGCUGCGCGACUACAGCGGGAGGAAGGCCGCCCACUACCUCAGCGCCGGCGCUGCCGGCCUCCGCAGCCUCAUGGGCUCCCUCCACGACGGGGGAGGCGGAGAGGAAGGGGAAGCCGGGAGCGGGGCCGGCAGCCGAAGCGGAGCAGGAGGAGGGGGGCGGUGGCGGCUCUCCAAGGUGCUCCCCACUCACCUGCUCGCCCACCGGCCCACCCACCACGAGGACAGCGAGCUCACCGUCGCCUCCUUGCCCGCCGCCGCCGAAGGCGCCCUGCCCGCCGGGAAGCUCAGCAGGAAGAGCUCCAGCGGGAGGGCCAAGGCCCGGCUCCACAAGGUCCGCUUCCGCACCCAGAUCGUCCACACCACGCCGUCGUUCCGCGUGGAAGCCGAGGCGGAGGACAACGAGGAGGAGGGGGGAGGCGCCCCCGAAGAGAGGCCCCUCAAGGGCUCCUUCAAGCUCCGGCCCAAGUCCAACGUCUUCGGGUAGACUUUCUUUGGUCGUGUCAGGAGCCUCAAGUCGCUUCUGGUGUGAGGGAAUUGGCCGUCUGCAAGGACGUUGCCCAGGGGACGCCCGGAUGUUUUGAUGUUUUACCAUCCUUGUGGGAGGCUUCUCUCAUGUCCCCGCAUGGGGAGCUGGAGCUGAUAGAAGGAGCUCAUCUGCGCUCUCAGCGGAUUCAAACCGGCACAAGGGUUUAACCCACUGCGCCACCGGGUAGACUGAAGGAGCAGGAAUGGUGUGUUAUCCCCAAGGAGGUUCACCUGGCCACCCCUGAC